UUAUUAUUAUCGCGUCGCUCGUUGCGCGCUGGUUUAUUUUUUGAAAAGUGCGUUCCUAGCGCGAGUGGUCAGCGUCCCAAACGUCGUAGAUUCCAUCGCCUGAGCCAUCAAGAACUAAAUAUUUCCUUACAUAACUGCGGAAUACUUCGACUCUGCAGUAAGCCACGCGACGGAAGGCAAUCAACAAAGACACGCAAGUGCUUGCACACUGGGCUAUUAUGCAAAUUGCGCCACUGCAGCUGGUCUAAGAUUGCAAGGAAGGGCGACAGAGCAACACACACACACACAAAGUGCCUGGGCAGAACGAGCGGAACCGCCUCCCCAAUCAGCUGUGAUCUCUGCGGUCGGGCCUCCAUCGAGUGGGCGGAGAAUGGGCGGGAUGGGGGGCGGCGGGCUGCUGGACAUCUACGCCAUGGCCUGGGAGCACCUAAGACCCGGAAGCUCGCCCGUCGACUGGUGCGAAGGCAACUACUUGAUUUCGUCCAACAUCGCCGAGUUCGUGAACACGUUUAGCAACUUCCUGUUCAUCCUACUGCCGCCCGUCCUUAUAAUGCUCUUCAAGGAGUACGGACGCUUUGUGACGCCCGGAAUCCACGUCAUCUGGGUGCUGCUCAUCGUGGUUGGCCUGAGUUCGAUGUACUUCCAUGCCACUUUGAGUCUGAUUGGCCAGCUGCUGGACGAACUGGCCAUACUCUGGGUCUUCAUGGCGGCCUUUUCGCUCUUCUAUCCGAAGCGAUACUAUCCCAAGUUCGUGAAAAACGAUCGCAAAACCUUCAGUUGGCUCAUGCUCUUGUCGGCGAUUGCUGCGACGGGCUUGUCGUGGUGGAAGCCCAUUGUUAACGCCUUUGUUCUCAUGUUCAUGAGUGUGCCGACCAUGGUAAUGCUCUACACAGAGCUGCAGAGAGUUAGUGACCAGAGGGUCUACCGCCUGGGCAUCCGAUCGACGACCGUCUGGGCUGUUGCGGUGUUCUGCUGGAUCAAUGACCGGAUCUUCUGCGAGGCCUGGUCCUCGAUCAAUUUUCCAUACCUGCACGGCUUCUGGCACAUAUUCAUUUUUAUAGCCGCCUACACGGUGCUGGUGCUUUUCGCCUACUUCUACGUGGAAUCGGAGCUGCCCCAGCGACAGCCGCUGCUGAAGUACUGGCCAAAGAACGAGUUCGAGUUCGGGAUACCCUUCAUUUCGAUCCGGAAUCCAGGUAAGGCUCUGCGCAACACCAUCUAAGGACGAUUGCGCCGGAAUGGAGAGCUGGCAGAGAAGUGACCAAAGACCAAGCGAUAAUAUCGUACAUGCUUUAAAACCAUACACAAUUAUUGUAAAAUUGCGGCAACGUAAUUGUAGCGCACACUUUUUAUAUAGUUGAAACAGUUUAUUAGCCAUAGAUGUAUUUAUAUUAAGCAAACGAAUCGGAUUCGCGGUUGUACCCAAAAGAGAUAAGUCUGUUAACGCCUUAAGAUUCGGUGCACCUGAACACUUGGGCCUAAAACAAUAAUAGUAGCGCCCUGCUUAGUCCAUAAAUGAAUGGGCGAUUGCUCCGUGGAACUAUUGUAGAAAGACAUAUCUAAAUGAUGUUUAUUGUUCCGUCUAUCCCCUAAAAUGAGUUUAAUCAAAGUCUUCUAACCCGUUCUAUGAGUAUGAGUUACCAUCAGACUGUGAUAUGUUAUGAACUAAUUCAUCCCAUGACUUCCAGAACAAAUGGUUCCUACGCUUUCCCAAAGAGACAAAAAAUCGUAUUAGGUUGUCAGUACCUGAAUUUGUUAAUUGUCUAAUUUACGCAAACUAACCAACUAACACCUACACUUAUUCUGGAUUGGAAAUCUACUAGCAUGUAGCAGUAACCACAACUAAAACACUAAACAAAGUAGAGAUCGUUGCUCAAAGUAUUAUGCAAUCCAAAUCAUUCAACCCGCUACCUUGCUGAUUCCACAGAUUCGAAAGAUUGGCUCGUCUACUGCAGUCUGUACAUGCAGGACUAUGACUAUGACUACAAGCACCGAAAGAACUAAGGCAAGAAAUCGGGUGGAGAGCCUUCUCCAAACAGAGACAUACACAGCGUGAUAUAAGUUAGAGUUGCAGAAGGUGGAACAACUAAAUUAUUUAUUAACUACAAAGCUCGCCUGCUCAUCGCGGAAACCAAAUUAUGUAUAGAUGCCAUAUGGAGCGAUAGUUUAGGAAGUAUGUAUGAUUUACUUAGGCUAAACGAAUGUCGACAAAUAUACUGUGUUAGGAAUGCAAGCUCUCUUGUUUAAUCGCAAUAAAGAAUAGUAUUUC
Drosophila melanogaster (fruit fly) is the source of this 2269-nucleotide messenger RNA. It is a transcript of the gene bwa, whose product is annotated as brain washing. The transcript has 4 exons. NCBI's taxonomy places the organism in Eukaryota, Metazoa, Arthropoda, Insecta, Diptera, Drosophilidae. The record is from RefSeq and is marked reviewed. Gene Ontology annotation, cellular component: membrane. Gene Ontology annotation, biological process: sphingolipid metabolic process; ceramide metabolic process. The coding region runs from base 371 to 1222 and encodes 283 amino acids.